Molecule: messenger RNA, 446 nt
Organism: Danio aesculapii
Lineage: Eukaryota; Metazoa; Chordata; Actinopteri; Cypriniformes; Danionidae
Product: thymosin beta-b
Exons: 3
Coding region: 54-185 (43 amino acids)
Biological process (GO): regulation of cell migration; actin filament organization
Cellular component (GO): cytoplasm
Molecular function (GO): actin monomer binding
Source: RefSeq, a predicted model, not a curated record
CUCUUAUAUUUCAUCUGUUGCUCUUCAGGCUUAAAAGAAGCUAAAGCAGAACAAUGUCUGACAAACCUGAUGUCAGUGAGGUUUCCCAUUUUGACAAGAACAAGCUGAAGAAGACUGUGACACAAGAGAAAAACACUCUUCCCACCAAAGAGACCAUUGAGCAGGAGAAGAAAUGUGAGACAUAAACUAGCCAUGUUGGAUCUUCACCAAGGACUAGAUGUGGAUGGCAGAUUUGUAUAACCUUUUAAAAAGAUGGCUCUUCUUAACCACCAGUCACUAUGGCCAUACAGGCUGAAGUUGGAUAUUGGCCCUGUUUUCAGAUGAUUUAGACCAUUCUGAAAGAUCACCAACUCCUAAUCAUGAAUGAUGUAAAAUCAUGGCUGUUUAACUUGUCUAUUUGAUCUGUUCUCAUUUUGAGCUUUGGUGAAAUAAACCUUUGAAAUGAA